UGCUGCGGCAUUUUCUUUUCCCGUAUUUCAGAGUUCUGUGUACUGCUUCCUGGUCUGGUCUUGACACACACCACAUGGCCCAUCCUGCCACACUCCCUUUGAAAACGCAAUGUUGACAGGUUAAUACCUGCAAAUAUACAGCACCCUAAUGUAGUUCCAGUAAAGGUGAAACAACUUCCGUAGUAAAUACCUACUUUUGGGCAUCACUUGUAGGCAAAUGUUCAAUUUAAUAGACACAUCCUUCCUUGUACAAUUCACUUGAGAAUGAUUGAUUAAAUGUAUUGCAAGAGAGAGUACAUCCUGGAGAACGUCACGGGGGAAUUCCCCAGCCGACGAAUGACGUGCUGAGUUAGGUCACGCGGGUUAUUUUAUUUACUACCGGCACUUCACAUAAAGUUCAUUCAUUCAAAAAAUCUUCCAACAUGGUAGCGCUGGUAAAUAGCAGUUUGUUACGGGUGGUCAGGAGAUGUGUUCAGGUUUCUCGAUUCCAGUCACGGCUUUUUACUUUACGAGCCCUCGCUAACAGUGCAGCAGAUCCUGGUCAAGUUCGAUCGGGCUCGGGCAGUGUCUGCGAAUCUGCACCUCACCCGGACACUGCAGGAAGCGGCUGGAGCACUGACUCUAACCGGGCAGACCUGUUCAAGGCAGUUUGCGCUAUUGCUUUGGGGAUCGGCGGGGCCACUUUGCUUUAUUCCAGGCGGCAGGGUGAGAAACAGAAGCAGCAGGAGAAAAGUCACCUUGAAGGCGGCGUGGGCAGUUCUGUAUUCGAAUACAUCCUGCCGACAGCCCGGUGUGCUUCCCCGUUCAAACCAGACAGCCCCCGUUACAAAUACAACUUCAUCGCUGACGUGGUGGAAAAAUCAGCACCUGCUGUUGUGUUUAUUGAGAUUAUUGCAAGGAAUCGUUCAGGCCAGGAGGUUCCAGUUUCGAGCGGCUCUGGGUUUGUCAUCAGUCAGGAUGGGCUGAUCAUCACGAACGCCCAUGUGGUGGCCAACAAACGAGGAGUGAAAGUGAAGCUAGCCAAUGGAGACACAUAUAACGCAGUGGUUCAGGAUGUGGACCAAGUCGCCGAUAUUGCUACCAUCAAAAUCAAUGCCAAGCACCCUCUCCCAACCCUCUCUCUGGGCCGCUCCUCAGAUGUCCGGCAGGGUGAGUUUGUGGUUGCCAUGGGGAGCCCCUUAGCCUUGCGCAACACCAUCACCUCUGGGAUCGUGAGCUCAGUGCAGCGAGGAAGUCAGGAGCUGGGCCUCUCCAACUCCAAUAUGGACUACAUUCAAACUGAUGCCGCUAUUGAUUUUGGGAACUCGGGCGGACCCCUUAUCAAUCUGGACGGUGACGUCAUUGGUAUCAACACCAUGAAAGUGACGGCAAGCAUCUCCUUCGCCAUUCCUUCAGACCAUCUCAGGCAAUUCUUGAUCAGUGCAGAGAAGAAAAAAUCUCAGUGUGGAGGAUCAGAAAUGAAGAGACGCUAUGUUGGUAUAAUGAUGCUUACACUUACUCCCAGAAUCAUUGAAGAGUUGAAGCUUCGUGACCCCGGUUUCCCAGAUGUUACCCACGGUGUGCUGAGUCACAGGAUCAUCAUGGGCUCUCCUGCAUACCAAGCUGGAAUGAAACCUGGAGAUAUCGUCCUUGAGAUCAAUGGACAGACCAUAAAGACAGCUGAAGAAAUCUACAACGCAGUGCGGACCUGUGACCGUAUUAACAUGGUAGUGAAACGUGGGCAGGACCUGCUAAUGCUGCACAUGACCCCUGAAAUGACAGAGUGAAAGCUGUAUAACAGAGACCAAUAUCGUUUGCAUCAAUCUUGCUUGUAUGGUGUAGUGGCAAUUCUCAGGCCUCGUGAAAGGGGAUAUCGUUUUUAUAAAUGACAGUUUGAGGGUAAGAGACAAUGAUGUAUGUGUGUUUAGGUCAUAAAAUAUUUUAAUGAUGCCCUCAAUGAAGGAUCAUUUUUUCUGAAUGCUAUAGGUAAUGGUUUAGUUUGUUAAUGUAAUGUACAAUAUGUUGUCAGUCAACAUUCAGGAAGAAAUGCAGUUUACUGUCAUUUAUUAUUCUGUUGCAUAGGAAAUAAAUAAUUGUAUCGGAGCUGCCGUUUUCUACAGUUGCUUUAUAGCAGCUGAGGAGCAAAGGGGGAAGAGGGUGUCUCAAUCAACUGAGUAUCUCUACAGAGAUUGAGAUCUACAAAGAGUGAGAAAUUCAACAGCAAUAUCAGGAACAUUACAUUUAUUACGGGCAGCAGUGUGGAGUAGUGGUUAGGGCUUUGGACUCUUGACCGGAGGGUUGUGGGUUCAAUCCCCAGUGGGGGACACUGCUGUUGUACCCUUGAGCAAGGUACUUUACCUAGAUUGCUCCAGUAAAAACCCAACUGUAUAAAUGGGUAAUUGUAUGUAAAAAUAAUGUGAUAUCUUGUAACAAUUGUAAGUCGCCCUGGAUAAGGGCGUCUGCUAAGAAAUAAUUAAUAAUAAUAAUAUUACACAGCUUGUCCAGCGUGGAAAUCCAGUUGGGGCUGAUUAGACGACCCGCUGCCCUCUGCUUCACAGAAUGUCGUAAUGAUAUCUGGUAGGAGCCCAAACAUUACUUAUAAAAAAUAAAGAUGCGAUGAACAGCUGAAAAGGCAAAGCGAAUGAGCCCCGGUUUGUAGCAGCUUUUCUACUUGCACACUAAGGGCCCAACUGAAAGAACUUUAACUGGUAAAAUAAGGGUUUUAGGAAAAUACCAAACUAUGCAAUGAGCAAACUUGUAUCGAUGAUCAAAAUAAAUAAUACACUGCAAGGAGCAGUAUCUUUCCUGGAAAUGCAUUUCCUCAUUAAAACAGCUUUUGAAUUUGGUCCCAUAAGAUAGGAAUCUAGUUUGAAAGUGAUGAAACCAAUAAAUAUAAUUCAGCAGAAAUCAUCGACUAAGCUGGAGAUGUUUAAAUGUUUUAUUUUUUUUAAUGAUAUUUUGUAAUCUUAAAACAUGUACUAUAUGUUUACAAUUUGUACACAUUUGAUCUACUUACUAAUGCAUUUGAUAAGUCAUUGUAUUAUUAAUCUGUAUUGCCGAACAAUGUUAUGUUAACCAAAAAGUAAUUACUUGUACAUUGUACCAGUUUACCAAAGUCAGUGUUGUGAAGUGGAACAGAAUACCAGUGAUUUGUGAAUGAGAAUACAUACAUAGUAUACAGGGUCAUACAAAAGUCAGCCAAUGAAGUUUUGUUACACAUAGAAUUUCUAUUGCAAGCCUGAUAAGUGUCCCUAUAUUGUGCCAUGGUUCUCUGUGUACAUUACAGCAUGUUGACUUCCAUGAAAACCACAACAGCCUUCCUCUCUAACUACUGUACAUUUUGUUUUAUGAAUAAUAAAAAAGGAAUUUAUUAAGGGUAUUUUUCUGAAGCACUAUAUUGUGGUCCUGCUUGUGAUCACCAUUAGAGCAGAGGUGUCCAAUCAAACUCCUGGAGGGCUGUUCCACUCCAGGUUUAACAGGUGGAAUUAUAUAAGUAACUACUUCAGGGUCUGGGUGGAGGUUAAAUUGGUUCAAUUAAACAUUUCAGAGCAGGGUUGGAACAAAGACCAGGAGUGGAAUGUCCAACUUUAGCCACCCUGGCUUAAAGUAAUUGUAGCUAACAAAACAAUUCAGUUAAUCUUAGCCAUUUUUCACUUCCAUUAGCUACAUCGGUCUCAAGCGGGCAGUUUUAAAAGAAACGCAUGUAUAUGUGGUAGUACUUCAAGGUAAAGGAAGCUCUGAGUUAUCUGUUCAAACGUGCACUUCCUGUGUCAUUUCACGUCCGCAUUGUCUUCUGGGUCAAAUCAUGGUACUGGCUGAAAGCACAUACCUCUCAGUCAAAGAGGGAAGCAGCUGACUGGUAAUUGACAGGAAAGAAGCCAAAUAAGGUGUGGAGACACAGGAAGUACAAGACCGUCUUAAAAAAAAAAAGAGCUUGUAAACAAGAGUUUUUUGUAAUCUAGUGGUGGUACCAGAUUCCAUAUUUUGAAAUUUAAAAUGAUGUAUCGUUUUGUUGAUUGUCCUAAUUCCCAUUUAUGAUGUUGCUUUUUGCAGUUACUCAAAUGCCACUUUUCAUUUGUUUAUUCACGAAGUCUGUUAAAGUCUUUUCACCCGAGUUCAGGAGCUGCUCUUCAGUUCUAGUCACCUGCCAGAGAUAUAUGUAACAGGCUACUUCACUGAAAAGUGUCUUUAAACAAGAGGCAGCCCUGUAUCAAGUGAGCUGCCACUUUGGAUCAGGUCCCCCUGGGCUCUGCUGUCAAUACACUGUUCUGCAUAAGAGGGUGUUGGUACUUAAAGACAAGUCAUCUGGUCUAAAACACAAGAGGUGCUACUGAACUUGUAGUCAAAACACCUUACACAGACUUGUCAUUUUCUUUCUUUUUAUUUAAACCCUUCCAUAUAAAAGCAAUGGAAAAACAAAUAAACUCAAUAAAAAUAUA
Acipenser ruthenus (sterlet) is the source of this 4418-nucleotide messenger RNA. Its product is annotated as serine protease HTRA2, mitochondrial-like. Bases 423 to 1766 code for a protein of 447 amino acids. Gene Ontology annotation, cellular component: mitochondrion. The record is from RefSeq and is a predicted model, not a curated record. Gene Ontology annotation, molecular function: serine-type endopeptidase activity; protein binding. The transcript has 8 exons. Lineage: Eukaryota; Metazoa; Chordata; Actinopteri; Acipenseriformes; Acipenseridae. Gene Ontology annotation, biological process: proteolysis; positive regulation of apoptotic process; programmed cell death.